GUGAGACGCGCGGCGCGCGGGGCGGUAAAGAAAAGUCGAAAUGGCGCUGCGUCUACGCAAGGACAUAAAGAAGUCCUCCUACUACGUCUGGUUCUUGGGGGCGAAGGAAUCAAAGGGCCUGCGCGGUUCCGAGUACGUCCUUCCGGUCAUCCAGCACCUGGUCGAUCGCGAGAAGGACGUCGAGCCGUUCAAGGUCACGCUGCAGAUCUCGCACAAGGGUCUCAAGAUCAUCCAGAACGUCGUGACGCAGGGCUCGAAGAGCUCGAAGCCGAAGAACGAGACGAUCAAGCACUUUAUACCCCACAAUACGAUAACGUGCGUGUACCAGCAGGACGAUAUCAUAUCGUGUAUUUUGUUGUUGUUCAAUCCCGUUACGAAAUGUCCUCUGCAUGUGCACGCAUACAGAUGCGACAGUUUGGAGACGGCGACGCUGCUCAAGCAGCAGCUGCAGAUCCUGAUCGAAAGGCCAGAGAACCAAAAGAAGUUUGGCGAGAUCGAAAAUCGACUGAAAAUGCCGAAGGAGAGUAAGAAGAUCGAAUCUUCUAUUGGAAGUGAUACGGGAACCUCGACGAGGGAGAGUGAGUCUAGUGAAGAAAGAUUUGGCAGCGAUCGAGUGGCAACACUGUACGAUUCGGUGGCGGCCGAGCUAAGGGCGAAGCUGAACAAGAACGACGUGCCAAUUCUGCUCCCGCCGAGGGACUACGACACGGUCCACCGGCAGAAGGGCAAUCUCACCGGGAUCGAGCUGCGGAGGUGCCUCAACGCGAGCAUCGUCGGCCAGAACGCGAAGAGCGGGCGGAAGAUCGACAGCAGCGGAGGAAGUUCGGGUAUCGGUUCCGAUCUGCCGCCCUCGCCCGAGUCGCCCGACGCCCCCGACACGCGCUUCACCACCAUCGACAAUCAAAGUACAAGCGAUGAAGAAUGGAACAACGAUGUGGCCGAUUCCACCUUAUACCUAAUGCACGGAUCAACCGAAACGAAUUUCCCGAGAGCAUCCGAAAGAUUCAUCAAAAGCGAGUCGAAAAUAUCCGAACGGUACUCGCGACAACCCGAGACGAGAUAUGACGAAAAACACAAAUUUCUAUUUAACGAAAGACAGUCACAAAACCACCCUAAGUCGCUGGAACGUAAACGUUACACUGAGGAGAGGCACGAGACCGCCAAGCAGAGGAACUUUGACGAUUGGGAGCAGGAGAACGUACGGUACUCCCGUGAAAAAUUCAUCGAAAACUACGCGUACUCCAACCCGAAGUACGCCGACGAAGAGGAAUCGCGACCGCACUACUACGAGGAACAGCGCGACUAUCGGGAGGCUCCGGUGCCGAAGGCGCGACAGAAACAGGGCUACUUCGAAAAUUCAAGACGGUAUUACGGCGACGAGAAACGGGGGGAGUGGUUUUCCAACGGGCGAAAUUCGGGAAUGGACAGAUACUCAGAUCGGGACUCAAAGUCGAGAUCGACCGAGUACUUGGUCGAGGAGGUGCGCAAACGGCCCGGACUUAGGCAGCGAAGCCCUUCGCCCAUCGAAAACGACACGCCACGUGACCGUUUCAAGGACGCGAAAGAAAAGUUUUUGCUUCUCGAGAAGGAGCGCUUGGAGCAAGAGCGGUUGAGGAAGGAGCCGCCGAUUUCGCCCACGCACAAAGAAAUGCCGUUCGUGAAUCGGCGGUACGACGACAAGGUACGAUAUUACGACGAGAAGCCGGAACCGGCGCCGAGGGCUACGCUUCAAGAGAACGUCCGGUACCAGAAGGAGGCGUCCGAUCGGUACCGGCACGUCGACAAGUACGACCCGAAACGUCGCUCGAUGUUCUGCUUAAUCGAGGAGGAGCACAAGAAGAACUCGAACGAAAUCGCGCGCGAGCUCAAGCGGCGAACGUACGUCGAGAACAACAACUACGAGGACGACUACUACCGAAACAACGACGAACGCGACCACCACUACUCUCGUUCGAAAUCGCCGGUCGACACGAACCAGAUCGAAGACCUCAAGUACGUCCGCAACCCGAAGGGCAGACACGCGGCCGGCUACAGGCACAGCUACGCCGAGCCCAAGCUCAAGAUGGACAAGUCGAAGAAGCUCUUCCCCGACAUGCUGCAGCGCACCAAUAGCACCGUCUCGAAUUCGGGACGCGUCGGACUCGCUAGCAUCCAUCCCUACUGAACCGACGACGACGCUGCAAUAAAAUCCCCAGUUGAGAUUUCCCCCUCCCAAGUUCGACGACUUGUGUAAAUUAAUCUCUCUAUUUAUUGUUUUUUUGAUUGUGUGCCUUAUACUUCUAACGUUAGAAUUUAAGCAAGUAACAUGACUACCUUUUGUUAACUAUUACAAUUGACUCUUUAAACAAAUUUUAUUCAUCGUGUAACGAAGAAGGAUUUAUUAUUGUUUCGAAUUUAUCAUAAUGUUUAUAUGAAUGUAUUUUUCAAAUAUAUCGAUUUAUGGAAUGUGUAA
Photinus pyralis (common eastern firefly) is the source of this 2452-nucleotide messenger RNA. RefSeq names its product stress response protein nst1. Lineage: Eukaryota; Metazoa; Arthropoda; Insecta; Coleoptera; Lampyridae. The transcript is spliced from 3 exons. The record is from RefSeq and is a predicted model, not a curated record. Bases 41 to 2164 code for a protein of 707 amino acids.